Messenger RNA from Xiphophorus couchianus (Monterrey platyfish), 4573 nucleotides. RefSeq names its product leucine-rich repeat-containing protein 3-like. The coding region runs from base 431 to 1294 and encodes 287 amino acids. Gene Ontology annotation, cellular component: plasma membrane. The record is from RefSeq and is a predicted model, not a curated record. The transcript has 2 exons. Gene Ontology annotation, molecular function: protein binding. Lineage: Eukaryota; Metazoa; Chordata; Actinopteri; Cyprinodontiformes; Poeciliidae.
GUGUUCUCAGAAAAGCGAGAUGGAUGCCGCUGGUAAGGAGGGAUGAUGAUGGCACACCCUCCGUGUUUGGAUUUACCUUUUACAAACACCUAUUCUCAGGGAGAGAAAGAGAGAACGAGGAGAAGGAAGAGGUGGAGGAGGGAGAGUUUGCCCCACAUCUUCACAGCUAAAACUGCCUCCGUCGUUGAGACAGUCCGAGAUGGAGCCGUCUGGGGGCAACAGAGCGCAGCGUUUCCACUCAUGGAUCCACGCAGAAAAGGAGGAAUUUGGUGAAAAGCGAAUAUAAACUACAAACGGAGUUCGAAAUCAACCCCGCUUUCAUCCACCAUAUGGAGUCAAACUUCGUAUUAAACUAUUUUAAAGGUUCUUCUGUAGCAACAGCCUGAGUCUGAUUGGGAACUGAUGUGUGUCAUGGGGAUAUGGUGAGGCGAUGUGCACAAGCUUGUGUGAGAAGAGAUGUGGUGCCGUCAGUGGAGGAAGAGGAAGGGGGACAGGUGAAAAGCUGGAUCUCUACUCAUGGCUGUGCAUGUCACUCUUGUUCUCGACCCUGUGGGGUCAAGCAACCCCGCAGUGCCCGGACAGCUGCCACUGUGCCUGGGAAACGGCCACUGUCUUGUGCUCGGACGCAGGGCUGCGGGAAAUCCCAGAGGGGAUCCCACCAGAGACGAUUUCCUUACACCUGGAGCGCAACUACAUCCGGAACAUCCCAGAGAGUACCUUCAGCCACCUGGUCCACUUGCGGGACCUCUAUCUGUCCCACAACCGCAUCGACUCUCUCUCCUCCGGGGCCCUACGGCAUCUGGGACCUGACCUGCGCCUGCUGGACCUCUCACAUAACCAGCUGAGGCAGGCCAGCAGGGAGGAAUUUGGGUCCACUCGCGCCAAGACGCGGCUCUACCACAAUCCCUGGCACUGUGAUUGCACCCUGCAGGAGCUGAUGGAGACUCUGAACCUGGAGCCCGAGACCGUGAAUGGGAUCAUCUGCGAGAGCUCCGUGCGAGGCGUAGGUGAGGGGAGCCGGUGGGAGGACCCGGGAUCACCAGGUGAGCACGCAGGUCAGCCGCUGGUCAAGCUGCUGGACUCUGGGGUGAACUUCUGCAGCCUGCAGAGGAAGACCACGGAUGUAGCCAUGCUAGUGACCAUGUUUGUGUGGUUCUUCAUGGUCAUUGUGUACGUUGUGUACUACGUCCGGCAGAACCAGGCUGAGGCCCGGAGGCAUUUGGAGUACCUGAAGAGUCUACCCAGCCCACGUAAGACCCCUACAGAGACAGACACUCUGAGCACGGGUUUCUGAGCUGAAUGCUGUUGAAACUUAACAUUCAGGUGCCAUAUUUAUGGAACGUGACUCUGAAACGCUGAGAGAAGUUACUGAAGUUACCAACUAUGGAGGAAAUUAACCUUUUUCAGCUGUUUGAUUAUUCCGUUAAAUUCUUAUUCUAUACAUUUAUUUUCUUAUGACGUUUUUGUUUGUCAGUUUUAGUACAAAAUUUUACAUAUUUUUCAACUUGUACUAUCUGCACUGAUAGAGGAAAGGAAAAAUUAUAAAGCGCAGCAGGUAAUGAUAAGACAGGACUACAUAUAGAGAAAGACUUUGAACUUAAUAACAUUCUGUCUCCCUUUGUAGCACCUCUUUUCUUCUCCCUCCAUGCCUCGUACUCUGCUCUUUUAUCUUUCAUUAGGUUCUAAUUAGGAGACGUUGACCAGCUGACCCCUAAUGAACACUUGAAAGGCACUAAUCAGUUGGAGUGUGUUUGUCAGGUGUGCAAAUUCAGAUGUGUGUCCUUUACAUGCUGUUUGAGUCAUCUGUAUGUGUGUGUGCAUGUAUACACGUGUGUGUAUAUGUGGUGUUUCUAGGCACUGUCACGGCCAUUCUUACUUUGAAAACCCUGAUUUUGCACAAAUCCUUACCAGGACUUCAGUUUUAGACAAACACCACACUGCUCAUCUAAAUUUACUCUGGACAAGCUGGAUGGGAUGUGCUUUGUCCUUAUGCUGGAGCAAACAGUUUUUGAAAAAUCUCAACAGACGUAAUAAUUGGUACAAAGAAAUUUGGAACUGAGUUAGUGAAAUGAGUUGCUAUCUAGAGGUUUUGCUUUAGUUCCGAUUUGUCUUUGGGCUACGGGAGUCUAAUUGUGCCACAAUUCAACAAAGAUCUCAAACAUGAAAUGAACACUUAAAGUCAAAACAAAUACAUAAAUGAUUUAAGUAAAUACAACUGUCUUGAUGAACGUGACUAGAUGGAUUUUAGGUAUGACAUGGACAUUUCUGAGUUUUUAAAAUUAUCUUAAGGCUGUGGACUGUAGAACAUCAGCUCUACCAGCCAAAGCCAGCGGUCCCAGAGUUUACAUGCUACUUAAGAAGCCACAGUGACAGUAUAAAGUAUUUUAUGGUGUACUAAAGUGAAAAAAGCUUAAAUUGAUUUAAUAAUUGCUGAAACAGUCAGAUCACAUUUCAACAUGUGACUUCACAUUCAAAUUAUGUUUUUCAUUUACUUACAUAAUUUUGCAUUUAAUAAAUUAUUGAAAUAUUUGAGUAAAUAUUGGUAAAUUGGAUUUAUUCGUUUCCAGGUUUGUUCUAAUAUGAAUAUGUAUAAAUAUAAUUUCAUGCUUUAUUCUCUUUCUUCAUUUUGGACCUUUUUCUUCUCCAUGGUUUACCACAUGGACUCUAUCAGAACUGACUCCAUUUUUACUGACACUGAGAAAACAAUCACCUCAUUUAUUAUUAAAAGAGUCAUUCAUUUUAUUGUAACAUAUUAGGUGACCCGUGUAAAUUAAUGCAUUUCUUCUCCUGCUUCCUCCACAUAUUGAGCUAAACCACACUGGAUUAACAGCCACAUUUGAUUGAUUUUUGUGAGGGUGUUGCAACCAUGCUUAUUGUACAAAUAACUCCAGUGUCCUCAACGGGAUAUGUUAGUGUUGUAUUAAAAUAUUAAUGCAAUUCUUCUCUGCUACAAUAAGAGAUCUAAAAUAAAACUCCUUUCAAUUGGCAAUCAUAAAUGCCGAGAAAUGGUUCAAAAUAUGGUUUGACAUAAUGAAUAAAAUAAUCAAAAUUAUGUUCAUUUUAUGUUAAUUUACCCUUAAUUUAUACUUCUGCAUUAAUGUCACAACAUCAGACGUUCUUUGCACACUUAUUUUGACCAAAUAUUUAUGAAUUGAAGAAAAGAAUGAUCCAAACAAGUGUCUUGACAUUCAAAUUCCACCUGAGUAAAUGUGUUGAAUGAAAAUAGAGUUCAUGUAAGAGUAUUGUAGGUUUUGGGUGGUUUGAAAAAUAGCAAAAAAUUUUGAAUGAGAUGUCAGAAAUUGUGCUUGACUCAAAAGAGUUUUCUUCAGCGUGAAGAAACAGUUCUCCCCCCAACCCCACCUGUUGCUGCCAGAUGCCACAAAGCUGGCUGAAAGAAACCCAGUACAUUUUUUACUUGUUCCCAAAAUUGGAAAAAUAAAUUGGGAUGAUGGACAAACAGAAGGAACCUUACCCACAACUUUUGGUAACAAUAUGUCGGUCAAACAGCUGGCUGCAGCCUGUGAUACCAUACUGUGAAACCAUGGGAUGGGACAACAUGGUUUCACUGUAUGCUACUUGCAUAAAAAAUCUAAACAAAAAAAAUAUAUAAUGGUCCAGUUACCUCCUCAAACACUCAGGUGUGUCGACAAGAGACACAUCAAACAGUUGCAGGAAACCGGCCCUCUGAAUUUGACAUCUGAGAAUCUCAUUCCAACUCAUGUCUUAUGUAUAAUGUCAUAACUAGAUGUAGCUUACAUAAUAAUAAAAAUUCUUUGUGUUGCAGAGAUAAUAGGAUGCAACUGAAGCCAUACAUUUGUUUUAUUAAAUUCGUGUCAAACAAAAUAAAUCACUUGUUCAUCUUGAAAAUUAUGUCUGCUUUACUUUGGUCAAUGUUUCCAUAAAUUUUUAAAAAUCUCUUCUUACUUUGUGAAAAUAAAGAAUUAAUAGGGAAUUGAAUGGACUGAUUUAUGCUUGAUAUGUAAACAAUUGUGUAUAAAUUCAUUAUCAGACUGUUAAAACUGUACCUGGAUUUUAUCAGACAAAUGGUACUUUUUAGAUGCAGAAGCAGAACUUAGAAUAGGUAACCUAUCUGUGAACUGUGAUGUGCUAAUUGUGGUGUGCAUGUGUUGUAACCCACAGAGAAAGGCUGGCUGCAUUGUGUCUACACUUUAAAUUAGAGUCAGUCGUUAUCAUGUUGGUAAACCAAAGGCUAACAGGGAGAUGAGGUUGGACAACUCUCUGACCUUUAAAUAACAAGAGAGCAAAGGGUGAGUAGCAAUGUGGGUGUUUACUGUUAGUCACAAAUCAUUCAUCUAAAUUUCAUGCAACAUAUUUCUGUAUCCUUCAAUGCACAUUUUGUAUUGAGUAAACCUUGGACCAAUUUUUGCUUGCUGUUAAUUCUGACAAGCCAAAUCUCAAAAUCUAAAUAUGUCUACUUGUUAUAGUCUUUAGCUGUGGGAUUUCAUUUAUUGAUGUUGAUGUUUUGUUUUAAUCAUUGCUCUAUUUUAUUGUUUCCUGACAACAACUGAUUCAAAUCUAAAUAAACUUUUGCAGUGUCUUGCAAUAGACGUCA